CGUAGAAGUGGUUCGAGAACCUGGCGAGUGAGCUCUGUGUGAGGAAGAGAAGUGUGAUAUGAAGUUAUGAUGGAGUUGUUCCGCUCUUUGGAUACCGACUGUAAGAACGGGGGACUCGAGCCGGACCAGGCCACGCGCUGAACUCCCACCAGGAACUAACGGGAUUUGUUUUUACUGCGUUUCUCUGAGGAAAGUAGAGCCGAGCAGGUUUGGAGAGCUCUUCCUGUUACCAAGUCGGCGGUUCCCAAGUUUGCUUUAUGUUAUGGUAAAGGCUGGCUAUUUGUGUGCUUCCCAUAAGACCGUGAGCAUGGAUACUUUGGCGCAAUGGGAUGCGGGAUUUCCUGCGGAAGUGCCGCAAAGUUGCGGUGAGACGCCGUUAUUGGAGUUUUGGGCUUAAUGCGAACUGGACAGCGCUGAAACUUGUCGUAAAACACUGGUUGGCUGGACUGAAUGCUCCUUUCCUGCUAUUCUUCUCCGCUUCUCAGCGCUUCCUGCUUGUGGUGGCCACUGCACUUAAUGGCUAAAAAUACAUAAAAACUCAAAAUGGACAGUUAAGUGUGGUGGGAACCUUUAUUACCAGUUGCAAUAGCAGUACCUGGGAGUGUUUCGCAGUAAGCUGAGUAGUUUUUAUUCGUCUUCUUACACUUUCCCUCUCUAAAAACAACCCAAAACAAAGUCAGGACUCAACAGGUGGCAGUUUUGAAUGAGGGGGAAGAAGAGCUAAAUUAGCCAUAAUGAAGUGAUUCGAGAGGCUCUUAAAUACAGGCCGGUGAAAUGAUAUUGUGCUUAAACCAUGUGUUGGGAAACCACACACCACAUCACUUGAACAGAGAGAAUUUCAGUGGAAGCAGUGCUGUCUUUCUGAGCUUUGAAACACUUAGCCUUAAUCAAACAAAAGCAAUCUCUAGUGAUUCAUCCGAUGGAGAGACGAGUUUAAUGCGAUGAUGAAUAAAAGACACUUGCGCUUCUGUUGUCUUUGACUGCUCUCCUCUAGCCUACUUGUUGGUCCAACUUUUGAACACAUUUCAUUAGUCCCUGAUGAGCCAACAAGAAAGACAGGAAAGGGAGCGAGGCGCAAUAAAGUACUCCUUUGUACUUUAUUUUCAAACCCUUGGGGUGCUAAAUCAGAUCCAGUCAAAACAUCUGCUUGAGGCUCCAUGGAGCCACUGAAGAAUAUAUUCAGCCGUGGCCCGCUGUCCAACUGGAAAAAUUUGGAACAAUCGCAAAAAGGGAACUUCACCAACCCUGUGUGGACAGCCUUAUUUGACUAUGAGGCAUCCUGUAAAGAUGAGCUCACCUUACGUAAAGGCGAUCUGGUGGAAGUCCUCUCUCUGGACUCGGAGAUAUCAGGGGAUGAGGGCUGGUGGGCAGGAAAGGUCAACAACAAGGUGGGUAUCUUCCCAUCCAACUAUGGUUCCUUCAAGCCGAGUGGAUAUGGAAAACUUCCGGGCAGUGCUGUGGUGGAUGAGCUUGCUCCGGCCGUGGUGGGUGAGUUUGAACCAGAAGAGGUAGAUUUCCGGGAGUUGAGCCUGGAGGAGGUCAUCGGGGUCGGGGGAUUUGGAAAAGUGUAUCGUGGUACAUGGAGAGGAGAGCUGGUGGCGGUGAAGGCCGCCCGCCAAGACCCGGACGAGGACAUCAGUGUGACAGCACAGAACGUGAGGCAGGAGGCUCGUCUGUUCUCCAUGCUCACCCACCCCAACAUCAUCGCCCUGAAGGGCGUGUGCCUGCAGGAGCCCAACCUGUGCCUCAUCAUGGAUUACGCCUCAGGUGGGCCGCUGAGCCGUGCUCUGGCAGGCCGUCGAAUACCGCCGCACGUCCUGGUCAACUGGGCUGUGCAGAUAGCCAGAGGGAUGUUGUAUCUGCACAGUGAAGCCAUCGUCCCUGUCAUCCACCGGGAUCUCAAGUCCAACAACAUUCUUCUGGCUGAGCCCAUAGAAAAUGAAUGUAUGGAGGGAUUGACGUUGAAGAUUACAGACUUUGGCCUGGCAAGAGAAUGGCACAAGACCACAAAGAUGAGCACCGCUGGCACCUAUGCCUGGAUGGCCCCGGAAGUCAUCAAGUCCUCCACGUUCUCCAAAGGCAGUGAUGUCUGGAGCUAUGGUGUUCUGCUGUGGGAGCUGCUAACAGGAGAGGCACCCUACAGAGGGAUCGAUGGACUCGCUGUCGCCUAUGGAGUCGCCGUCAACAAGCUCACCCUGCCCAUCCCUUCCACGUGCCCCGAGCCUUUUGCGCAGCUCAUGUCAGAGUGCUGGGACCAGGACCCCCAUCGCAGACCCAAUUUCAGUUCCAUCCUGGCCCAGCUGAUGGCCUUGGAGCAGCAGGUGAAGGAAGAGAUGCCGCAGGAUUCGUUCCACUCCUUGCAGGAGGACUGGAAACUGGAGAUCCAGGACAUGUUUGAUGAACUCCGGGCUAAAGAGAAGGAGCUGCGAUGCCGUGAAGAGGAGCUAAAGCGAGCGGCUCUGGAGCAGAAAUCUCACGAAGAGUUCCUGCGGCAGCGUGAGCAACAGCUGGCCCAGUGGGAGCAGGAUGUGUUUGAGCGUGAGCUCAGCCUCCUCAUCCUCCACUUGAACCAGAACCAGGAGAAACCUAAUGUCAAGAAGAGGAAGGGCACCUUCAAAAAGCACAAACUCAAGUCCAAGAAUGGCGAGAAGAUCAGCAUGCCCCAAGAUUUCAUCCAUAAAAUUACGGUGCAGGCAUCCCCAGGCCUGGAGAAAAGGCGGAACUCUCCCGAUUUGGGUUCGGGCUCCUCACCUUCCUUUGGACCCCGGUUCCGCGCUAUCCAGCUACCCAGUGACAACAGCAGGACUUUCGGUCUCAGCCCAGUCCGGCCCUCCCUGGAUACCUCUUCUCAUAAACAAGUCAACGGAGACCUCAGGUUGAGCCCUCAUUGGAGGCCACAGAGCCCCAAAAGUCCCAAAAGUCCUAAAGUCCUGCGCCUUAGUCCGCAGGAAAGCAGCUUGUCGAUGAGAGCUAAGCUCCUGGAGGCAGACAGCAAUGAGAAUGGAGACUCCAAGGAUGACUUUGAGGAGUACCGACCCGUCACGCCAACCCCUACGCCUUCUCAGAAUGGCUCAUCGGUGAAGGAUAGCCCGUGGCUUCCUCUGUCUCAAGGAGACUCGGGCAGUGAGGAAGGGAGUUCUUCCCCAGCUAGCUCUCCAAGGCCUGAGAGGGGGCCUCUCGGUGGCCUGAUUAACAGCACCCACCGAGCCCUGCUGGGCAGCGGCUCCCUGCUUGCCUCCAUAGGACUUGGUCGCUGCCUGGAUAUUCCCCCAAGAGUGCCACCUCGAACUCACCCACCUUGCUUAGAGGGCCGCAGCCUCUCUGAACUUGAGAUUUCUCAUCCUAGGCCCCUCAUUUCAGACCCUCCAGUGGUGGACGAUCUCAUCACCUUCUCCACCUCGGAGCCGCUUCCCAGACCCCUGUUGGAUUUAGCGCUGCAAUAUCAAGAACUAAAGCCUUUACCCCUGACACCGCCUCCACCAAACCCUCGCGAGAGGAGCAGCCACCGGACGCCACACAGUCCGCAGAGUCCCAGCAGUGCCUCCAUGCAGCACGACAGGACCAGCUCAGGGGAGUGGACCCCCACUUACAGUUCCAGUAACGGGGAGCUGAGCAGUGACUCCUGGGAACACAGAGCUGACAGGAGGAGGAGGUCCAGCCAAGGCCUGCACGCUUCUCAGCUAGUUUUAGACCUGCCUUUGUGCCAAGACACACAGGACUUUGAUGACAAGGCUCUCCACCCCAACCCUGCGCUCUGGAGCCCCAAAACACGUCGCCUGGAGGUCAGCGUCAUUCCUCGGCCCCGCCCAUCUCCCAUCCGCCCCCGCAUCGACCCUUGGAGCUUUAUCUCAGCAGGUGGUGGAAACUCAGGUGGUGGGCGCAGCCCACACCGCUCAGAAAGCAACUUACUGAGCUAUCAUCCGUCACCCACCAACCCCUUCACCAACUGUGACCCUUUCCCCUCUCCUGACUGCGACCCCUUUGCCCUCAAGGCUGAUCCGUCAAGUGGUUCGGAUGGUGCCUCACCCUUUGACCCUUUCUCAGCUCCCUUUCCCACAUCGCGUUCUGCCCCAUGUUCUGCCAACGGCUCUCCCACGCUGCCCUCGUUCCGUAUAGCACCCAUUAACUCAGCUGACUCGGCCCUUAUUGACUUUGGCUGCGGGGCCUGCAACAAGCCUCUGGAUGGCACCAAAGAGAGGGCUCACCCCCGCAAGAUACUGGGGCUCAAGCCAUUCAAGUCCCCGACGCAACUCAAAGACGACAGGUUCUGAAUCCAGCCUUGCCCCGACAAGGGGUUUAUUCUCAAUGAUAGAUGUUAUGAGCCUGGAUUUGAUUGCAGGAGCACAGUCCAGGACCGUUUCCACUACUAUGUCCUACUUCGGAACAAGGAUUCGGAAUGUUAUUAAAAAAAAAAACAAAACAUGCACACUCAUGACUCAACCUACCAAGGGAGGUUUUCCCCUUUGGGAGCACCAAUCAUCACAGGUCUUAUUUAUACACCAGCCUGCUGCUUUGGAAACCAGAAAGCCAGUGAAAGGUGGUACAAUGAAUUGUGGGAUAGCUGCCUGUGAACCAAUAGCUGGUGCCCAUUUCAUUCUCUCUCUUUUUUCCUCUGUUUCUCUAUCCCUUUGAAGGAGCAGGAUACAGAUCACUAGUCCCAUCUUCAGAUUCUAUCAGACUGCUCAUAUCAACUGCUUUCAUCUCCCCUUACCUUUGAAGCAUUGUGACAAUGCAGAGGUGGAUAAGGCGACUUGCACAGCUUCAUCUGCCUCUACCUCUCUGCAGACUGAACGCCUUCAGGACAAUGGAAAAUUGGAGUGCCUUAUUUCGUGAAGUGUUUUUAAUAUAUAUCUUUUCAAGGCUCUUUGAAUGGUUAAUCUGGUGCGUAGGGAAGAUGCUACGAAUCUGGCUUAAAUUUGCAAAUCAGCUUAGCGUUGCAGUGUAAGAAAAAUAUCGUCUGCAUGUAUGUCUAGACUCAUUGUUCAAGGAAAGCUUACUGUUUCUUUUUAAACUGCGUCUGCCUGUUGCAUUAUGGGAGAAAGCACUCUGAGUGGAUACUAGGUCGCUCAAGAAAUCCGAGAUGAAACCGUGACCCAGGCAUUCCACUUGGAAGCAGAUAACAUUCCAGUCACAUUCUCUGGGAAAUGCCAGGAAUUGGACAGAUUCAUUCAGGCUGGUAGGCGACACAGCACAGGAAACAAGACAGGGGUGCCCUCCGCAUUCCCGUCAUAUGCCAAAGAAUGCCACUGUGACUGUGUAAGUCCUGGGACGAAGGCUGUUUGCAAAUGCAUUGUUUUUACCUCUUCAAAGUGCCAGAACAGAACAACACAGAGCAAACUGACACAAUCACACAGAGUAUUUGAACAUAUGGUUCUCAGAUUUUGUUAGAAAUACUGUCUAAUCACCACCACCUAUAAGAGGUUCAACAAAGUACUUUAAAAGUGUUUUAAAGUACUUUACAAAAAAAAAAGUCUGCUUAAUUUGUAGGCGUUAUCAGUCUCACAACCCAGAAUUCUGAGUUUCUUGAUGUACCAAAUUUUAAUGUCUGAGUAAAUAUGAGCCAGAUGCUUCAUUUUUUCCCCUCCCUAAAGAGUUACAUGUGAAGAUUGAAACCAUUUUUAUUAUCAUUCAUUCGCAAAGCAGAUUGCUUAACAUGGAACAAUAUGAAAAAGUUAGUCCAAGGAAAACAUUCCAGAGAUCUGUGAAGGCCACACAAAAAGCAUUUUCUGUUUUAUUCCUCUGCAGUGACUUCUGGUCACUCAGUGGUUGCUAAUCUACCAGCUGAUGACUUAAGAAGUCAGUGCUCACAACCAAGAAAAUGUUACCCACAAAAGCACCUAUAAAAAUCACAACUUGGUGCUUUUCCAGUCGAAUUUAAUGCUGAUUGAGACUUAAAGUUCUAGAUGGACUUGUUACCUUUGACAGGAGCAAUUUUGUUUUUGCUUAGUUUACCUGGCUUCAUGGAUUCCACACUGAAAUGAAAGUGCUGCUGAUGUUCUCAUCUAACUCUCCAGAAUGUCUGCUAAAGUUUCUUGAUCGGCAAUGUCCAAUAUUCUCUGGCUCUGCAGAUGUUUUUAGCGUCGUGAGAACAGCAGCGUCCCUCCAAUUUAAUGGUUUUUGUUUUGGUAAAAAAAAACAAAAAAACAACAACAACAACAAAAAAACAGGAAUACAGGGAGAACCUCACUGUACAGAUGUGGCAAUAUCAUGUUUUUAGCCUCAGCACACCAGUAUGCACUACAGCAAUAACUUUCUCAUGGUUCAUUAUCAUUACUGAUCAUUCUACACCUAUCAGCCACAACAUUAAAGCCUCAGAGAGGGAAAGUGAAUAAGACUGACCAUAUUUUUAAAUGGCUAUUUUCUGCUGUAAACUGUGUGGAUUUUUUUGACACGUAUCACCUGCCUUAGCAUUGUUUCAGACCAAGAAUCCCCUCCUCAAAAAGCCUAAGGCACUGAUUUGGUCUUCAAACUCAGAUCAAAACCUGCGUUAGCAGGAUGGACCGCAACAAUCCUGAACAACCCCUGCGAUCCACCAGCCCCAAACGAUCCACUGCUAACUUCCCAGUGCAUGCAAACGUGCAUGUUUCUGCAUGCACUCUUGAAAGCAAUCGGAAGCACUACCCAGAAUUAGGUGGUUUUAAUGUUGUGGUAUAUAAGUGUACAUGCUAAAUGUAACAUGUUCACACUUUCUCAGGGAUUAGUUUAUUUUCUAAAAUCAUCCUGAGGAAUGUAGUGGAGUGAGACAGGUUGUGGGAAAGGUUGCUGAGUUAUUUUGCAGCAACAAAAUAACUCCAGACUGCCAAUGCACAACAGCUUUUGAUGGUGUGUUUUUGUUUUGUUUUUUUGUUUUUUUUAAUUGACAGUCAGCUCAAGCACUGGUUCAACAUAACUAAACCAGUGCAGGUGAAGCACCUGAGGGACCCACCUACUCGUAGCACAAACUCUCAGCCUGUUAACGAUGGCUUUACUCUAACAUUUCAAGUACAAAUGCUGAUUCGCUUCAUCGCUGUCACCGUGUCAUUGGAGGACAAUAACAGCUUUGUUCUGUCGAAGAGUGAAAACCUAGUCUCCAAAGGGAAAAGCUUUGUGAUUAGCCUAAUAAUCCCACUGACGUACAGAGGAAGCUGAUAGUGAUAAUUAGCCUCUCGAUAAGGGCAGGGAGUAUAACGAAGCGCUGAGAUAUUUGGUUAAUUAAUUUGCCCUGACAUUAGAAAAAUGCCCCGCAUAUCGAGUUGCGCCCCGCUCCGGCUUAUGUGUAGAUUUAAGCUGCGCACUAUCACAUGCAUAAAGUUUCAAAGACAGGUUGAGCCGCCUUUUCUGUCUUCCAUUUCUUUGUCUCUGUGUUGCCACUGGCUACAGCUCCUGACCGGACUUCAUCUUUGCUGUCAAAGCUCAAUUUUUUCUUUUUUCUUUUUUUUUUUUUGCAUCUUAACCCCUGAGGUGAUUUGGGAGAUAGUUCUGCUCCUUUCAUUUUGUUCUGCCUUCACUCCUUUCGUAUCUGGAAAGUUUUUCUUGCGGGCAGUUUUGUCCUGACAGCGCAGAGCGUUCAGUUCAGUCACAGCCAGGGUUUCUAUGCGGCUAGAAGAGAUGGCAUUUGUUCUAGGACAGAGUCCAUUUGCAGGAGAGUGCUCAUUUUACCAAGGCAUUAUGGUUUGAAAUUGAAAGGUGUAUUGCCUUCUUCUUUGGCCCAAUAACGUGUACGUGUCCUCUACUGGGUAUACCAGCUAUAGUCAGCUUGUAAAGAUCUCAUUUUUAAUUCUUUGAAUGAACUAGCUGCUACACGUGUGGGUGUCUUGUCCAACUAUAUUUGAUAGCAGACGUUUUAGAUUGAGUGAACAGCCUCCUGUCACAGAGAGGGGUGAGAUGUGGCAAAAUGCAUAAGUGCACAUUUUAACUCUUCUGCAAUUUGAAAUUAGAUGGAGGUAGUCAUAUCAGGAAUUUUAAAAAAGAAAAAAGGGAAAUAAGACCUAGUUCAGAACGCUGCCUACUGUCACGCCUCCGCACAUCUGGCAACUGCUGCGGAAAGUGGGCGUAAAUGUCAAAUUGUCUGAUUAGGAAAUAAAAAGAAAAUAGUCGUACCAACCCCUUGGAUUAUGAAUCGGUUAAGGAGGAUACGAGUGCUGUUAGACAAGGUGACAAAGGCUUCUUUUAAAUCCUUGAGCCUGAUUUUAACGAGGCUGCAGUUUUUCAUGUAAAUGACUGUGUAGUUGGUAUGUACCUGGAGGGUUACAAAGUUCCACUGCAGUGAACACUCAAGUAAAAGCGAUUACAUACAGACCACCACCAUUCCAAAUCUGACAUGUUUACCCAAGCAGUGUUUGACAGCGUGCUUGUCUUGAUGUCAACCUGUUCUCCAAUUGAACAACUCACCUGCCACCACCUGGACAUGGACAUGAGUGUAGAAAAUAGUUUAUCCUUCGGCAGCGUUCCCCACCUUUCUCCGCUCUCUUGUCCUCCCCACCGACAUUUUAAAGACACGACAAGUGACGAGUUAUUGCCUUGUCUGUUCACGUCAACACGCAAAGUCACGACAGCUAUCUUCUGAUAGUCAUUACACUUGGGUAGCUGUUACUGUCAACAGAUGCUCUGUGAGCCCCCACACUAUAAAAAAAGAAAAACAUGAAGGAAAUCGAGAUGAUUGAAACGUCAGGCAGGUUAUUUCUGUCAUAAAUUGUCCGUGUGUGAAGUAUCCACUUCAACCUGCCAGUCAUGUCAUGUCUGCACGUUCUCUUGGAGCCAGACUUUAAUUUUCUCUCAGCCCCGAUGAUGACAAGAACAAUUUGGCCUUCUCCAUCAAGUGUGUGUGUGUACAGUGACAUAAAAUAUUAUUUUCAAUAACUGCAGUCACUGUGCUUUACACAAAUGAUUACAUUAUUACCUGGGACACAAUGUUUUUACUCCUGCUCGUAAUUUCUCGAGGUGGUUAGAAGCCUUUCUGGUAAUGAAUUAUUUAGGCUGCAAUUGGAUAGUUAUACAAAGACAAAAUACUCCUACUUCAGUUCGUAAUGUGUAAUCUGAAAGAUGUACAGUCAGCUCGCUGAGGGGAUAAAAGGGACACAUUUUAGGAAGCCUUUUGUGGACAAAGACAUCCGAUUCUCGGUUUUGGCUGUCAGAUUUAGAAACCAGAGCUGCCAUUUAUCUGCUGGAGCUGACAGCCAGCACUCCAAUACUAAAGUCUUGAUGAGUUGAUUGUGAUGCUCUGCGCUUUCAGGCAUCGCCCCAUCCGUCAUUGCAAAUCACUGCCCCGAGUACAAACUGACAGGGAGAAAGGAACUGAAAUCUCUAAAGGCGAGCCCUAUAUCUGGCCACCAGUGAGCUGCUUUGAGCUGCUCGGUGGCAGGGAGCAGACGAGAGUCUAUGAUCUUCAUUCAGAGUUCAAGCUCAGACCAUUACCCCUAAUCAUUGAAUGGCAACUGGCUAUUACAUGAAUGAAAUCUAAUGAGAUGGCACCGUGGAGAACCCCUAAGGCCCUGACCCUCAUCAAGCCAAGAGUCCACUUGUGAGUGGUGGUAUUGUUUUAAAAUUUUAAAGGUGAAAAAUCAGAGCCAUUAUCCAGAUUAAAAAAAGAAAACAAAACCCUUUGUGAAAGAGGAACAGUAGAAUGUGCUGUUUUUGUGUUUGUUCAGGUUACACUUGCACUCACAGGUUUAAUUUGGCUGCUUUGUGAGCAGCAGAUGUGUUUACAUGCAUACUUAUUAUCUGAUUUACCUUGAUUAAACCAUUGAUUCAGCUGUAGCAGUAAUCAUGCAAAGACUUCCAUGGGACUAAUGCUAUUCAGGGAGACCGAGACACCUGUAAUAGCUUUAUAAAUAAUAGUGCCAGGUGCUUAUGAACCUACUAUAUUUGUCAUCUUUAAGGCAAAAUUAGGAAACCAGAAAAUCCCUAAAUUAGUUAUAGUCAAAUAUAUUGUGCAAGAGGUUAUAAAGUAAAAAAGUAAAGCCACUAAAAAGCACUUGAUAAAAUGAUCUGGCAAACCUUAACAUAUAGCAGAAAUCAUAACUAAAUGACAGAAGUGAUUCAACUCGAGUUUGAAAAGAAAUAAAAGUGCUUUUUUGUGUUUGUUGCUCCUACUCAGCUGGGAAAAAACAAAAAGCUGCCAACAAAACAAAAACAUUCAGCUGCUGAAAUUAUUAAUUUCUGAAUGUAAGUUAUUUUACUUUUUAAUUUUCAAUAGUUUUAUCUGUUCAGUCUUCAUUUUGAUAAGAGUGUGAGCCCAGCUAGGUGGAGCCUGAUAACACAGAUGGUUAAACAAACUAAAUAGCAGCCUAUUUAGCCGUCAGUAGCUAAUAGCUAAUGCUAACCUUUGGCAUGAAGCAAAUCACCCAAGCAGUCUGCAGAAUAAACUCUCUUUUUUGGUCACUCUUUAGGACAUAUUAGCUGAUAUUGUCUUUACUUGUGUUCCUUCUUUCUGCCUUUUUAUAACUAGUGUGUGACAGUGAGGGAAACGCUGAGUGUUAUUAAUGCACUUUGUUCUAGUUAAAGUAAGAAAGCUAAAUGGGGAAUAUGGGAGCUUUGUUUUGUUUUUUUUCUGGCAUGAAAAAGAAACUCAUUUAACAGUCUGAAUGCUUGAAUUGAAAUGAUUACUUACAGUGGCAGAGAACACUGUUCGACUUGAAGAAAGUCAGGAAGUCCAGUGAAGAAUUGACUGUUUCUUAAAUUGCUGCAGCUCCAGUUAAAGCAUGUUUUCGCUCCUUCAUGGUUACCAGGCAAAUUGGAGAAUGUUUCAAUAAGGCCGGAUGGAAAAAGCUAAGGUUGAACGUGUGUUGUAUUUGCUUUAUUGAUGAAAUUUUACCUUGGCAGGUCAGUGGAGCACAUUCUGAAACGACAAAAUAGAUGGCCUGCCAUUUCAGCGGCUUUCACUCCAUUUACCUUUGCUGCUUUUGCUUGUUUGUGUUCAAUUAAGUGGAUGUUACAAAUAUACCCGGUUUUCACCCUUGUUUAGUUGUCCCCCAGCUAGCUGUCAGUGACAGACACGCAUUAUUGCUCGAUCUGGCUCGUAUUAAAUCGAAACACCUGCCCGGGCCUUUGUUCGGCCUUAAUAGGCCGAGACAGAAUGAUCAAAUAUGACCUUUCAUCGACUGUACUGGUAUGGCACAUCCCAAUAGGGAUGGGGACAAAAGCUGUGUCUGUGACAGGCGCCGCCAGGUGUGUAAGCUAACGCUCAGGCUCUGAAACUGUGAAUAUUAUUCCUAAUUCUUUUUAGCCUGUGCAUCCAAGGUCACCAUCUGCUGUCCCUUUUUCAGUAACAACAAAAAGCCAGUGAAUAGGAGAAAUGAAAGAAAGACCAGUUCACAUUCAAGACCUCAGUGAUGGCUCCUGGAGAAAGCAGAAAAUAAACACAGACUUUAUCUAUGAGGUUAUAAAGUCCAAGGCCCACAUACUCAUGCUUUCCCUCUACUCAGCAGCAUACAACAGCCCUGCGGUUGUGAUUAUUGUUCUGUCUUGCUAUUGACACACAAUUACCUCGUGAUCUUCCUCAGACAGGAGCCGCGCAACCUGUAAAUUAUGUUUGUGUGCUGCAUGUGAGUUGGUUAAGUAAACAGCCCCUCUUAAAUAUAGAAAGUGUGAAUUGAUUUAUGGUCUUCUCUGUAACAUUUGCUGAUAUUUUUGGGAUCUUUCUUAGUCAUGUGAUCUCUUACUGUAUAUCUGGAUUCAUGGGGUAGUCCUACAGGCAUAAUCAGAGACUAAUUUUUCUUAGUUUUAUACACAUGCGUUAUGUAUAUUACAUUUAGACUACGAAAUUGACAUUUCAUUCAUUUUAAGAUGUAAAAAAACCCCCCAUUUGAAAUGAAGUCAACUGUUGUGUUAGCUGUAGCCCCAAAUCUUAAAUGUCACCUUUUCCCCAUUAUGCAUUGUUAAAGUUGAGCACUAGCUAGAGGUGAUAUCAACUGAUGGGUCGAGUCGGUUCCAGUGAACUGAUUUUGCUCGCGGAUGCUUGCAGCUUUAGCAGAGCACUGACACAUUUAGUGACAAAGACAUCUUCAUUUUUAAAUAAAUCAAUAUUAACGGAUAUAUAGGUGACUAAACUGGCGAGGCUUAACCUGAUUAACGUCUCCUUAGACAGAUAUAAGACGCUAAAGUAUUUUACUAAGGCUCGAGGGUAUUUAACAGUAGGUGGUCUCUUUCAGGUGCUCAUGGUUGGGCUUAAAUGGCUGAACUCUAAACGAUCCAGAGAGGCAAUUUGAAACGGUUUGGAUGGUACAAAUCCCCAUGACUCAGUGGUCAAAUCUCUCCCACUCACAGCUUCACAGUACUGUGAAAAAGACUUUGCAUUCUGACAGCUUCCUGCCAGCCAGCUGAGGACAUUGACAAAAUUUAUAUAUAUAUAGGGGUUAAUGUGGAUAUUUAUAAAUGGCCAUCUUUUUACACACUGGAUUAAAACUAUUUCUCUCUCAAGAUGGUCAUGGACACAGUCCACGUUAGGAUGAUGGAUUGAUUGCUUCAUAUGAACAAAGCAUUUUCUAGGUUUUCACUGGAGUAUUUAAGAUGUAUGGGUGCUUCACAUGAGACAGAUCAAUGUUACGUUCCAGUUCAUCAAGUUGGCCAAAUCUGCACGAAACUGAUUUUUCUGCAAGCCCUAGUACUUUGUCUGUGUUACUGAAAAGCCUGAGAAAUGUGCCUGUUGGAGCUCGAUUUCCAUUUCCUUAUGUACAUUGCAGCAAAAUCUUACACUUAAAUUGCAGCCGAAUGUCCCCUUGGGGCACCCAUACUGAAUUUUUAUGUGCAUAAAACUGCUAGAUGGAGAGGAAAUGUUUGUAAGUACCUUAAGGUAGCAGACAAGCUCAACCACCUCUCUGCCUUUGUAUCUAUUUGCUAUUUUUGUAAUUGUUCCAGAUUCAUUUCCAUGUCUAUUGUGUGUUUUAUUACAACCUAGGCGAUGUGAUAACACAACUGUUGCAUUGCCCUGGCAGUCAUUUUUACAUCUCUCUCAAAACUGUCUCUGCUCCUGCGAGUUAGAGGUUUUGCAGUCCUUGGGCUUUGAAAAUUCAUUCUUGUUGCAUUUUUGUGAAAUCUCGCACUGGGCUGGGCCUAAUCAACUGUUUUUAUUGUGCACAAGAGGAUUAUUUCUGUAUACAGUUAUGUGAAAAUGUUUUUAUUUCUCUUGACUAUUAAAAUGGGUUUUAACCUGUGGAGAAAAACAAAGGAAAAAAAGCUCAAAAAGACAUAAGACCAAAUAAAAUGUAACA
Molecule: messenger RNA, 13187 nt
Organism: Pelmatolapia mariae (spotted tilapia)
Lineage: Eukaryota; Metazoa; Chordata; Actinopteri; Cichliformes; Cichlidae
Product: mitogen-activated protein kinase kinase kinase 11
Exons: 10
Coding region: 1158-4271 (1037 amino acids)
Biological process (GO): protein phosphorylation; signal transduction
Cellular component (GO): cytoplasm
Molecular function (GO): protein binding; ATP binding; MAP kinase kinase kinase activity
Source: RefSeq, a predicted model, not a curated record